Molecule: messenger RNA, 2542 nt
Organism: Pteropus alecto (black flying fox)
Lineage: Eukaryota; Metazoa; Chordata; Mammalia; Chiroptera; Pteropodidae
Gene: ATF1
Product: activating transcription factor 1
Exons: 8
Coding region: 270-1202 (310 amino acids)
Biological process (GO): regulation of transcription by RNA polymerase II
Cellular component (GO): ATF4-CREB1 transcription factor complex; nucleus
Molecular function (GO): RNA polymerase II cis-regulatory region sequence-specific DNA binding; protein binding; DNA-binding transcription factor activity, RNA polymerase II-specific
Source: RefSeq, a predicted model, not a curated record
UCACUUAACUCAGUUUUGGCCCCCUCCCUUCCCCGCCCCCAGCCUGCUGUAGAUAAUGCCGCCAGUGGCGGCCCUGACUGCCGAGGAAACGGUAGCCUAGGACAGUUGGCUAAGUGACACUGAAUCUCCCCGCCCCGUCAGACGCUUAAGAGGCACGUCCCCCGCCGCGUGAGGGGGUGGAGAAGUAGGUAGUGAAUUCGGAUCCACCUGGGAGGGGGGAGUGCAAGUUCCCGCCCCGGACAGCGGCAAGGCGGCAGCCACAGUUGAUUAUGGAAGAUUCCCACAAGGGUAACACUUCAGAAACAACACCUCAACCUGGUUCAACAGUUCAGGGAGCUCAUAUUUCUCAUAUUGCUCAACAGAUGUCAUUAAGAGGAUCUGCGCCAGUGACAAUUGUACCUCUUCCUGGAGAGCAAGUACAGGUUCAGGGGGUCAUCCAGACAGCUCAGUCUUCUGUAAUUCACCCACCACACGUGCAAACGGUAUCAUCUUUAUCAGAAAGUGAGGAGUCUCAGGACUCAUCUGAUAGUAUAGGCUCGUCACAGAAAGCCCACGGGAUCCUAGCACGGCGCCCAUCUUAUAGAAAAAUUUUGAAAGACCUAUCUUCUGAAGAUACACGGGGCAGAAAAGGAGACGGAGAAAACCCUGGAGUUUCUGCUGUUACUUCUAUGUCUGUUCCAACUCCCAUCUAUCAGACUAGCACCGGACAGUACAUUGCCAUUGCCCCAAAUGGAGCCUUACAGCUGGCCAGUCCAGGCACAGAUGGAGUACAGGGACUUCAGACAUUAACCAUGACAAAUUCAGGCAGUACUCAGCAAGGUACAACAAUCCUCCAGUACGCACAGACUUCUGAUGGACAGCAGAUACUUGUGCCCAGCAACCAGGUGGUUGUACAAACUGCAUCAGGAGACAUGCAGACAUAUCAGAUCCGUACCACACCUUCUGCUACUUCACUGCCACAAACUGUUGUGAUGACCUCUCCUGUGACUCUUACAUCUCAAACAACUAAGACAGAUGACCCCCAGUUGAAAAGAGAAAUAAGGUUGAUGAAAAACAGAGAAGCUGCUCGAGAAUGUCGCAGAAAGAAGAAAGAAUAUGUGAAAUGCCUGGAAAAUCGAGUUGCAGUCCUGGAAAAUCAAAAUAAAACUCUAAUAGAAGAGUUAAAAACUUUGAAGGAUCUUUAUUCCCAUAAAAGUGUUUGAUUCUUAAGAAAAUAUUUUUGUGGACUUGUCUAAAAAUUAGAUGGAAUUUUUCUUUUUAGUGGAGUUUCAUAAAUUAAAAGGUCAAAAAUGAAGCUUUUAGACUUUUGCAACUCAAAGAUAAAUAUCUUAUGCAAGAGAUCUAGUGACAGAAGAUAAAGUGGAAAAUUACCUCAUGGAAGUUACUGGCACAACUGGAAACUCUGUAAAAAUUAAACAUACUCAAGAAGCAUGAAAUGAACUUUCACCAAUUUGAAUUUUCUAAAUAACGGUAGUUGUCAAUCCAAAAAUGGCGAAUAAAAUUUGCUAAAUUGAAUUUUUAAAAAAUAAAUCAAUUUACCCUAUAGGUUUGUAGUUCUUACUAUUUCCUAAAAUUUACUUUUUUUAAUUGUGUGCAUGUGUAUUUUAUUUCUGCCAAUAAAUUCUAAAUUACAAAUAGAAAAGCUGAUACAUAACUAAAUAUAAAUUAUGUGUUCUGAUUACAUACAUAUACUCAUUCUAUUGUCAAGUCUUUAAGUGGGUUUUUAAGUUUGUUUAUUGGACUUGAGAGGGUUUUUUGAGACUGGAUUAAACUAUUUUUGAGGCCUUUUCCUAAAAGGCAUCUAAGGUACAUGAAUGGAAUGUGGUGAUUUUGUAACAUUUUUUUAUCGGAAUGGAAAGAAAACUGUUUAAAAGUUUGACACUUUUAAAUAGUUUGUUUUUGCAUAUUUGGGGAAUGGUGAUUUUCUACAAAUAUAUAAUUGUUUUUUGAUUCUAUAUUCUAUAUGUGGUUGAAUAUACAUUAUUCUGUUGUGCUUUAAUAGAAUGGAAUGUUUACAGGCCCUUGAGGUGAUAAUAGAGUAUUUUUUAAAAACUUUCUAAAGAUGCAUACCAAAGUUUUCCAAGAGGAUUUUAUAAUCAAUUUAAUGUAAGGUUUAUCAGAUUCUAAAAUAAUAGUUAUUAAAGCAAUUUUAUGUUAGAGACUAUUUUGUAAUGUAGUGAAUGGUACAUUUAUAAAAGUGACUGCCAAUAUAUUUUUAUAGCUAAUCUUUAUAAAUUCUAAAGUUGAGUUUUUAAUGAUUAUUUUAAAUGUUUAUAGAGUUUGUUUAGUAAAAAAAAUAUUUUGCAUCUCAAACUAUCAUUUUUAUAUUAUGGGAAGUAAAGUUCCCAGAUUGGGUAAUUGAAUUCUAAGUUUUGUAUGCAGUUUAUCCAAAGUUCAAAAAUGCUGUCAGUACACCGGUGUUUAACCUCUGUAUUCCAAUUUGUAUACAUUUUGAAAUUGUACUACAAAGCUAGUGUGCGCUUCUUAUACAAUAUGUAUUAUAUUGUUGUCUACGAAAUUAAAGGACAUUUGAUGAAAUUAA